Messenger RNA from Rhagoletis zephyria (snowberry fruit fly), 726 nucleotides. The record is from RefSeq and is a predicted model, not a curated record. NCBI's taxonomy places the organism in Eukaryota, Metazoa, Arthropoda, Insecta, Diptera, Tephritidae.
AUGGACACGCUGUGGAGCAAUUACCUGGCGAAACGGGGGGCCGUCGGCACCUCGGACAUUGUCAUGCGCCUCAGCGUCCAAAACAGCGGUCUAAAAGCGGAGACGAAGCAGUUCGGCCUCACAGAGUACUGGGCCAACCGCAUCACCUACACCGUCUGGAAGCCCGCCCACCCGAAGCUGCUCGCCUGGGUGUACCGGCACGUAGGCCGGAAGGGCAAGCCGGAGCUCCGCUGCCACGCCGUGCUCUGCGCCAAGGAGGAGGUCGCCCGGCGGAUGGCGCGCGUCCUCGGCGAGCGCCUCGCCACCGCCCUGCAGGAGUUCCUCCGCGAGAAGGUCCUCCGCCAGAAGGCCCGCCUCUCGCUGACGGAGAUUCCCAUCCGCAAGCAGCUGCUAGUCAAGGGGCUGGCCAACUUCCGGCCCCCGCUGGAGCGCUCCCGCAGCGCCCCCAAGCUGAUGGCCAUCGUCGAGGAUGCGGAACGGGAGGAGGAGGAGGAGGCCGAUCUUCUCAGGAGGUUGAAGGAGGUCGUCGAGGAAGACGAAGAAGAGGACCUAGAUUUUGCGGAGAUGUCCAGCAUCAGCUUGGAUGGCGAGGAGGAGGAGGAGGAGGAAGGGGAGGAAAGCGGGUGCUCUCUGAAGGACGACUUUGAGGACGACGACGAGAAUGACUCGGCGAUUGACAGUGAGAGCUUCAAGUCGGAUGAAAUUGUCUACAGUACCAAUGGGUAA